CUUUUCCUACCAGUUGAAUUCUUGUAUAGAAUUCUUCUAAUGAUUUUUGUUUUCAAAGUAAGUAAAGCUACGUUUUGAUCAGAUGUUUGUUAUAAUGACGUUCGAUAUUGUAAAUAUUUCAAAGAUUUUCUAAAUUUAAGAACGAUGUGGAAUAUCCUACCAUAUUUAUUUACUACUGAUACUUAAAACAAUUUACUAAUAUUCUUCAAGUUAGGACUUGCCUAAUUAACAAGACUCAGGUAGAAAGAGAAGUGCCAAAAGGCAAGAAGAAAAGAGAAGCGAACCAGUUCUGGAUGCAAUAUAAUGUAUACCAAAUCUUUAUCUCUAGAUUCUAUAGGGAUAGAACUCGAUUGGAUAUUAUUUCUUAUAAAUCCUAUUAUUUAUAGAUAUUUGCAUAACUUUCCUAUAGAUGCAUGGAUAUGUGGAAAUAGGCAGAACAAUGGUGCUUCAUAAUGACCUACAUAGUUGGAUGGGAGAACAUUUAUGACUAUAGCCAUUGGAAAGUCCUCCAAACAGCCUCAAGGUCUGUUUGACAGCAUGGAUGACUGGCUAAGAAGAGACCGUUUUGUAUUUGUGGGUUGGUCUGGUCUUUUGUUAUUUCCUUGUGCAUACUUUGCAUUGGGUGGUUGGUUCACAGGAACUACCUUUGUAACUUCCUGGUAUACCCACGGUCUAGCUAGUUCUUAUCUAGAAGGUUGCAAUUUCCUAACUGCUGCUGUUUCCACUCCUGCUAACAGUUUGGCACAUUCUUUAUUGUUGCUAUGGGGACCUGAAGCUCAAGGAGACUUCACCCGUUGGUGCCAACUAGGUGGUUUGUGGACUUUUGUAGCAUUUCAUGGUGCUUUUGCUCUAAUCGGAUUUAUGUUGCGUCAGUUUGAAAUUGCUAGAUCUGUAGGAUUACGUCCUUACAACGCAAUUGCAUUUACUGGCCCAAUCUCUAUUUUCGUAUCCGUAUUCUUAAUCUAUCCUUUAGGACAAGCAGGAUGGUUUUUUGCACCUAGUUUUGGUGUAGCAGCUAUCUUUAGAUUUAUCUUGUUCUUCCAAGGAUUCCAUAACUGGACUCUAAACCCAUUCCACAUGAUGGGAGUAGCUGGUGUAUUAGGUGCUGCGUUGCUUUGUGCAAUUCAUGGUGCUACAGUAGAGAAUACUCUAUUUGAAGAUGGAGAUGGUGCAAAUACUUUCCGUGCAUUCAACCCAACUCAAUCUGAAGAAACUUAUUCCAUGGUUACUGCGAACCGUUUUUGGUCUCAAAUUUUUGGGGUUGCUUUCUCCAACAAACGAUGGCUACACUUCUUUAUGUUGUUUGUGCCUGUAACUGGAUUGUGGAUGAGUGCUGUUGGAGUAGUAGGUCUUGCUGUAAAUUUACGAGCAUAUGACUUUGUUUCCCAAGAAAUUCGUGCAGCAGAAGACCCUGAGUUUGAAACUUUCUAUACUAAGAAUAUCCUUCUAAAUGAAGGUAUCCGUGCUUGGAUGGCGGCUCAAGAUCAGCCUCAUGAAAACCUUGUAUUCCCCGAGGAGGUUCUACCACGUGGAAACGCUCUUUAAUGGAACUUUGGCUGUAGGUGGUCGUGAUCAAGAGACCACCGGUUUUGCUUGGUGGGCUGGUAAUGCUCGACUAAUCAAUCUAUCUGGUAGGCUAUUAGGUGCUCACGUAGCUCAUGCAGGAUUGAUCGUCUUCUGGGCAGGAGCUAUGAACCUGUUCGAAGUAGCUCACUUCGUGCCAGAGAAACCCAUGUAUGAACAGGGUCUAAUCUUAUUACCUCACUUGGCUACCCUAGGUUGGGGUGUAGGGCCAGGUGGAGAAGUAGUUGAUACCUUCCCUUACUUUGUCUCUGGAGUUCUUCAUCUUAUUUCUUCUGCAGUAUUAGGAUUCGGUGGUGUAUAUCAUGCACUGAUUGGUCCAGAAACUUUAGAAGAAUCAUUCCCUUUCUUUGGCUAUGUAUGGAAAGACAAAAACAAAAUGACUACCAUCUUAGGUAUUCACUUGAUUAUCUUAGGCUUAGGUGCUUUCCUACUAGUUUUCAAAGCUUUGUGGUUUGGUGGUGUGUAUGAUACUUGGGCACCUGGUGGUGGAGAUGUUCGUAAGAUUACCAAUCCAACUCUUGAUCCUAGCGUUGUUUUUGGAUAUCUAUUGAAAUCUCCAUUUGGUGGAGACGGUUGGAUUGUCAGUGUAGAUAACUUAGAAGACAUUAUUGGUGGUCAUAUUUGGAUAGGUUUCAUCUGUGUCUUUGGAGGUAUUUGGCAUAUCUUAACUAAACCAUGGGCUUGGGCUCGCCGUGCAUUCGUAUGGUCUGGUGAAGCUUACCUUUCUUAUAGCUUAGGAGCUAUUGCAACAAUGGGAUUCAUUGCUUGCUGCUUCGUUUGGUUUAACAAUACUGCUUAUCCAAGUGAAUUUUAUGGUCCUACCGGUCCUGAAGCUUCUCAAGCUCAAGCUUUCACAUUCUUGGUGAGAGACCAACGUCUAGGUGCUAAUAUCGGAUCUGCUCAAGGACCUACAGGUCUAGGGAAAUACUUGAUGAGAUCUCCUACUGGAGAAAUUAUUUUUGGUGGAGAAACCAUGCGUUUUUGGGACCUUAGAGCUCCAUGGUUAGAGCCUCUAAGAGGACCUAACGGUCUUGAUCUAGCUAAAUUGAAAAAAGAUAUUCAACCUUGGCAAGAAAGACGUUCUGCUGAAUAUAUGACUCAUGCUCCUUUAGGUUCUUUGAACUCUGUAGGUGGUGUAGCUACAGAAAUUAAUGCAGUUAACUAUGUAUCUCCUCGUAGUUGGCUUUCUACUUCUCACUUUGUUUUAGGUUUCUUUUUCUUUGUUGCCCAUCUUUGGCAUGCAGGAAGAGCACGUGCUGCUGCAGCUGGUUUCGAAAAAGGAAUUGAUAGAGAAACAGAACCAGUUCUAUUUAUGAAUCCUUUAAACUAAGUGAUCAAAUAAAUAGAUUAGUAUUCUUAGGAUCUCUCAACAAAGUUUGUCGUUUGUAUUGUAUCUGAAUGCGGGGCGCUUUGCGCCCUUGCAUAACCUCUCUUUUCUUUCUAAUAAAAGAUCAAUCUGAAAAGAACAUUUUUGCACAAAAUGUAUCAAUUCAUCGUUUUUUGAAUAAAAAAAAGGAUUAUUCAAUAGAGAAUUUAGACAAUAUCAGCAAAAUUGGAUUUUUUGUAUUCUAUUCAAGUCAAUUCAUCAUCUUUUUUGAAGAUAUUAUAAAUUUAUGUCUUUCACAGAUUCUUUAGAGAAAAAAGUGGUUUUUGAAGCAGAAAGUAUAACUUAAAGUUUCAAAGAGGUCUGAGGAGUAACAUAGUCGUGAUGCUCUCCACAAUCUAACUCGUUGUUGCUAUAUAUAGCACAACAGUCGUUGUUAUGAGAUUGAGCAGUAUGGCAUAUCCAAUUUGUUAAAACGUUUGGAGUAUUAUAGCCAUGACAAUUCUGUUUCAACUAGCUGUAUUCGCAUUAAUUAUUCUUUCCUUUCUUUUGGUGAUUGGUGUGCCUGUAGUGCUUGCUUCACCAGAUGGUUGGUCAACUAGCAAAAAUACAGUUUUUUCCGGGGC
Closterium sp. NIES-67 is the source of this 3534-nucleotide messenger RNA. Lineage: Eukaryota; Viridiplantae; Streptophyta; Zygnematophyceae; Desmidiales; Closteriaceae. The record is from the annotation of a GenBank genome assembly.